Molecule: messenger RNA, 384 nt
Organism: Cephus cinctus (wheat stem sawfly)
Lineage: Eukaryota; Metazoa; Arthropoda; Insecta; Hymenoptera; Cephidae
Exons: 3
Coding region: 1-354 (117 amino acids)
Source: RefSeq, a predicted model, not a curated record
AUGGUGUACUCGGUGAUACGUUUAUCAGUGAAACGCAUUCAGAAACGGUACCCUGUGACGCAUCGACGCCAACUUCUUCAGCUUCGCCAUUUCUCUCGGGUGUGUCCCGUGCAUGAGUGCAUUUCCGAAGGUGCCCUUGUCGCGAAUCUUGACAACGUGGAAAUUCCGUGUGGGAGAUCGGGAACAUUCAUGGCCUGCCAGGUCACUGACAGUAGUGACUGCCGUGUCCGUGAACGUGAACGUGAACGUGAACGUGAACUGGUCAGGUACUGUCCACUAGUCGGCCAGUUCGAGUGCGCCCUCCUUCCCUUCUGGAAUAGCAAACACCUCUUGGCUGGUCUCAGUCUCCUCUAGACGUCGGUGCCAAUCGUGUUCGACGUCUAC